UUUCCCAAAAAAAUCGUAAGGGGUAAGCCUUAUAAUACUUGAGCGAACCACCGUGGCGAACAGACGUGUUUUUGGUAGCUCUAGUGCGUGUGAAAGUGUGCGGAAUAGGAAAUCUAAUUUCCUUCUGAUCCCGUGGUGCCAGGAGUGGAAAGAUCACCAAUCGACGCGUGGUGCGAAUACGCAUCGAUUGGUACCUCGUGCGUGAAAAUCGUUACCGGAGUGGAAAGCACAUCAAUCGACGCGGGGUGAAAAAACGCAUCGAUUGGUACAUCGAACAAGAAAAUCGGAGUGAAAAUACGGGUAUAAGAGACAAAAAACCGACAUACGUGGUGGUACGGUAAACUGUGUACAGUGCGUAGCGGCUAUUGCAGCCGGUGUUGUGUUGCGUGUUGCCGCGAGCGUUGUCGGGUCAAGGUGGGAGUGAGUGCCGCGCGUGUGUGUGCCAACAAGAACAAAGAGCGGUGAAGUCGGGCGUUGGCGGGUUGCACACCGGCUAGGCGUCUAGGUCCGGCGACUUCAACGCUGGACAAGGCGUCAAACCGGGCAACCCGUAAACAGUAAUGUCGGUGAUAAAUAGUGUUGGGUCAUUGGAUGCGGAGGCCACCGAAUCCAUGAACCCAAAAAAGAGGAAGAUGUCCAAGGUGAACAUGUCCCCGCGGGUGGUGCUGACGUUGCUGGACUUGACGAAGUCCUCAUCGGUUAGGAGCACGCCGGAAAGGGCUCCUACGCCAGCCCCGAGGAUGUCUCAGGAGAUUCCGGGAGAACCGGAAACGGCAGCGCGUAAGCGUACAGCGCCUACGCCGUCACCGAGGAGAACGGUCACCCCGGAGAUGCCGGCCCCAGCCGCAUCGCCGUCGGAGGCAGAAGCCGGCAGUUCCAACCCGUGGCCGCUCGUGAACGCGUCACAUGAACAGGCGAUCAUGUAUGAGCGUUUGGUGGAGCAGCUUGAAGAGCUUAACCGGCGGUUAGAGCGUACCGAGAGGGAGAACGCGAGGCUCCGGGCUGAGCUCAACUUAUACCGGACCGGUAUUAACACGGUGGUGAGGCUGGAGGAUUCAGCGACUGGAGUGCGCUUGGGAAACCAAGCCACGACCAAGUCAGGCCCCAGCAAAAAGACGCUGAGGCGUAAGGCCCAAAGGGAUAGAGUCCUAGCGCGUCAGUCGCAGGGUCCUGCCCAGCAGCGAUUGCUGGAAUUGCAGGAGCACCUACGGCGUGAAAUAGCGGAGGAGCAGAUUACGACGAGGAACGGACAGGGACAAGGGGAACGGCACAAAUCCCAGUCCCUGCAACGGGAUUACGCCUUUCCUCCAUUGGAGGUUAGGCAGCAGCAGCAGCGAUCAUACCGGGAUAUGGUCUCCGGAUGGCAGGUGGUGGGACAGCGGUCAAAGGCCCAGCCUUCAGCCGCACCCCAGCAGCAGCGGCAGCGGCCGCAACAUCCGGUGCAGACUCAGCGCCCCGUCCAGACGAACCAGAGAUCCGCACGCCGACGACCAGAUGCCAUCUUGGUUGUCCCGGCACCGGGGGUCUCCUUUGCGGAAAUGUACCGGCCAAUCCGGACGUGCCCGGCCUUAGAGGAUGCCCAACAAUACAUCCGCAUCGGGAAGCGGACGCCGAAGGGCAAUCUCCGGAUGGAGCUGGCCCGGGACGCGGACUCCGCGGCGUUGUGCCGCCGCAUCCAGGCCACACUGGGUGAGCUGGGGACCGUGAAGGUGCUGACGGAGAUGGCGGAGGUAGUGCUAAAGAAUGUUGACAACCUCACCGAGGAAGAUACAAUAAGGGAGGCAUUGAGGGAGGCACUCACCAAAGAGCCGGCGGUGGCCUCGCUCAAAAUGUGGGAGAGGGCGGAUGCCACAAAGAGAGCACGAGUGCGUCUGCCGCGGGUGGAGGCGGAGGUGAUCCUAAGCAAAAACCAUCUGCGUAUCGAUCACUCCUCCUGCCAAUUGGAGAAGGCCCCCAGGUUGGAAGCGGCGAAGCUCCGCUGCUUCCGAUGCUUGGAGAGGGGGCACAUGGCGGCUGUAUGCUCCGGGCUGGAUCGCAGCAACUGCUGCAUCCGCUGCGGAGUAACUGGACAUCGAGCGGCCGCCUGCAGCAGUGAGGUAAGCUGCAUUCGGUGUGGAGGGCCACACCGCAUUGCAGCGCAUGGCUGCAGAGGAGCUAACGUUCCCCCACGCCGAUAAGCAUGCCAGGGGGGAACCACCACCUACAGGUCCUGCAAAUCAAUACCAACC
Molecule: messenger RNA, 2228 nt
Organism: Anopheles funestus (African malaria mosquito)
Lineage: Eukaryota; Metazoa; Arthropoda; Insecta; Diptera; Culicidae
Exons: 2
Coding region: 561-2177 (538 amino acids)
Molecular function (GO): nucleic acid binding; zinc ion binding
Source: RefSeq, a predicted model, not a curated record